AUGUCUCUCUUCCGGACGCGGCUCAUUCAGCGACCAAUUGGUCUUGCCACAAGACAAUACUCAACACAAUCUCCGUCUCUUCCGUCGCGAUGGUUUACCGACGUCCGAGCUCAAUUGACCGAGCUGACUGCUGAGAAAUAUCCAAAAGAAUGUGUGCAAGAAGCCAAGAGGUUGUAUGAUUACUCAGAGAAGAAUUGGCUGGAGCUUUUGGCUGGACAGCAGGGAUUCCUUACGGAGAAGAAUUGGAGAGGAAUUGAUAAUCAUCCUUUGCUCUGGGGUGACAUGCAUGGACACGUGAAUAACGUCAUGUACAACAAAUAUGCCGAGACGGGCAGAGUACAGUUCACCCAUAAUCACGCCGAACACGCAACAGGUGAAGAAAAGCAGCAAUGGCUAGACCUGGUUACGCCCAAGAGCCUUGGUCUUAUUCUCAAAAGCAUCAAGACCGAAUACAAAUUCCCGCUAGAGUACCCAGACCGAAUCACAAUCGUCUACAAACUUCUCGAAGCACCGACACACAAAUCAACAUCCCUCAAAAAGGAAGCAUGGAUCUUGUCAGAGAAGUAUAAACGUCUUGCAGCGAAGUGUAUUGAGGAUACUGCUAUCUACGACUAUACCGUUGCCAAGAAGUCGGUACUGAAGCCAUUCAUGGUGGAGAAAUUUCAGCAGACUUUUAAGCUGCAGCAGGAUAGACAGAAGACGUACAGUGACGAUGCGAAUAAGUUGAUCAAAGCUGUUGAGGAGCUCAAGACGAAGUAUCAGUAG
Molecule: messenger RNA, 765 nt
Organism: Fusarium coffeatum
Lineage: Eukaryota; Fungi; Ascomycota; Sordariomycetes; Hypocreales; Nectriaceae
Exons: 4
Coding region: 1-765 (254 amino acids)
Source: RefSeq, a predicted model, not a curated record